GUUCAUGGUGAUAAGGUUAUCUGGUUCUUGGAAUGGAACCGAAGCUGGUUAUGAGUCACUGAAGUACAACCUAACCUUCUGAGACUAUGACAUAGGAAAACAAGAUGUUGGCACUCUGCUUCCUGGGGUUACUCUCCAUUACAUCAGCAGACGUAGUUUCUGUAACCAUUGGCAACCACUGGGGUGGUGGUUUUCAAGGACAGUUUUGUUUACCCUUUGAUCAUGACGUGUCUUCUUGGAGAGCUCGUUUGGAGAUCAGCGAGCCUACGUCGUCGCUUGAAGUGUGGCUAGCUGACAUAGAGUCCCACAGUGCUGAUGGUAAAGAGUACGUCCUGGUCAACAAGCCCUUCAACGGGGUGGAACACACGGGAGAUAAACUAUGUAUCGACUUCGUUGGUCAUGCUAGCGGCGACAUCACGCCGACAGUCAACGUCAUCUUUGGUAAAAUGCCUGAUACUACAACACAACCUUCAACAACACCAAUGUCCACGACCCCAACUACGCCCACCACGCCUACAACAACGGUGACACUGGCACCAGGGAGAGAGUAUGUCGAUAUCUUCACAUCUCAUAUUUCAUAUGACAGCUUCAUAUCGAUGUAUGAAACAUGUCGUUAA
Haliotis rubra (blacklip abalone) is the source of this 617-nucleotide messenger RNA. RefSeq lists its product as uncharacterized. NCBI's taxonomy places the organism in Eukaryota, Metazoa, Mollusca, Gastropoda, Lepetellida, Haliotidae. The transcript has 3 exons. Bases 105 to 617 code for a protein of 170 amino acids. Gene Ontology annotation, molecular function: hydrolase activity, hydrolyzing O-glycosyl compounds; polysaccharide binding. The record is from RefSeq and is a predicted model, not a curated record.